GCGGCGGCAGCAUUGUGCGCGCACCAGCAGCCCGGCCCGGGAGGAGCAGGACGCGCCGGGGCCGCCUCCUCCCGCACGGACCCAUGAACCAGCCGGGCGGCGCGGCGGCUCCGCAGGCUGACGGAGCCAGUGCAGCUGGAAGGAAAAGCACGGCAAGCAGGGAGCGCUUGAAGCGCAGCCAGAAGAGCACCAAGGUGGAGGGGCCAGAGCCUGUGCCGGCCGAGGCCUCGCUGAGCGCCGAGCAGGGAACGAUGACAGAGGUGAAGGUCAAGACGGAGCUGCCCGAUGAUUACAUCCAGGAGGUGAUCUGGCAGGGCGAGGCCAAGGAGGAGAAGAAGGGGGUGAGCAAGGAUGGGACCGGCGACGUGCCUGCCGAGAUCUGCGUGGUGAUUGGCGGUGUCCGCAACCAGCAGACCCUGGGGUCCUACGAGUGUGGAAUCUGUGGCAAGAAGUACAAAUAUUACAACUGUUUCCAGACCCACGUACGGGCACACCGAGACACAGAAGCCACCUCGGGGGAGGGAGCCUCCCAAGGCAACAACUUCAGGUACACGUGUGACAUCUGCGGGAAGAAGUACAAAUACUACAGCUGUUUCCAGGAGCACCGAGACCUGCACGCAGUGGAUGUGUUUAGUGUGGAAGGGGCCCCUGAGAAUCGGGCAGACCCCUUCGACCAAGGUGUCGUGGCCACUGACGAGGUGAAGGAGGAGCCCCCGGAACCAUUCCAGAAAAUCGGGCCAAUGAACAAUAUUACAUCAGAAAUUUUUAAGAAGAAAGAAGUUAGGCAGUGCCAAAAGAGAGAAACCGGCAAUUAUACCUGUGAAUUCUGCGGAAAGCAGUACAAGUACUACACGCCCUACCAGGAGCAUGUGGCCUUACACGCCCCCAUCAGUACCGCCCCCGGGUGGGAGCCACCGGACGAUCCAGACACGGGCUCUGAGUGUUCGCAUCCAGAGGUCUCCCCGUCUCCACGCUUCGUGGCAGCGAAGACCCAGACGAACCAGUCGGGGAAAAAGGCUCCGGCCUCCGUGGUCCGCUGCGCCACCCUCUUACACCGCACCCCUCCAGCCACCCAAACCCCGACGUUCCGCACUCCAAAUUCGGGAUCUCCGGCAAGCAAGGCAACUGCAGCAGAAAGCGCUUUCAGUCGGAGGGUAGAAGGCAAAGCACAAAACCACUUUGAAGAGACGAAUAGCAGUUCCCAAAACUCCAGCGAAACUGCAAGUCCCCUGAUUUCCAAUCCUUUCCCUCUCCUACAGAAGCCCUACACGUGCGGCGCCUGCGGAAUCCAGUUCCAGUUCUACAACAACCUGCUGGAGCACAUGCAGUCCCACGCGGCGGACAACGAGAACAACAUCGCCUCCAACCAGUCCCGAUCGCCCCCUGCUGUCGUGGAGGAGAAGUGGAAGCCCCAGGCCCAGAGGAACAGUGCCAACAAUACCACGACCAGUGGUUUAACACCUAACAGCAUGAUCCCCGAGAAGGAGCGGCAGAACAUCGCAGAGCGGCUGCUGCGGGUCAUGUGUGCCGACUUGGGCGCGCUGAGUGUGGUGAGCGGGAAGGAGUUCCUGAAGCUGGCCCAGACGCUGGUGGACAGCGGCGCCCGCUACGGGGCCUUCUCAGUCACCGAGAUCCUGGGCAACUUCAACACGCUGGCGCUGAAGCACCUGCCGCGCAUGUACAACCAGGUGAAGGUGAAGGUGACGUGCGCCUUGGGCAGCAACGCCUGCCUGGGCAUCGGCGUCACCUGCCACUCGCAGAGCGUCGGCCCCGACUCCUGCUACAUCCUCACGGCCUACCAGGCAGAGGGCAACCACAUCAAGAGCUAUGUGCUCGGCGUGAAGGGCGCGGACAUUCGCGACAGCGGCGACCUGGUGCACCACUGGGUGCAGAACGUGCUGUCGGAGUUCGUGAUGUCAGAGAUCAGGACAGUGUACGUGACAGACUGCCGGGUGAGCGCAUCCGCCUUCUCCAAGGCCGGCAUGUGCCUUCGCUGCUCAGCCUGUGCCUUGAACUCGGUGGUGCAGAGCGUGCUGAGCAAGCGGACGCUGCAGGCCCGCAGCAUGCACGAGGUCAUCGAGCUGCUCAACGUGUGCGAGGACCUGGCGGGCUCUACCGGCCUCGCCAAGGAGACCUUCGGCUCGCUGGAGGAGACCUCGCCGCCGCCCUGCUGGAACUCGGUCACGGACUCGCUGCUGCUGGUGCACGAGCGCUACGAGCAGAUCUGCGAGUUCUACAGCCGGGCCAAGAAGAUGAACCUCAUCCAGAGCCUCAACAAGCACCUGCUCAGCAACCUGGCCGCCAUCCUGACGCCGGUGAAGCAGGCGGUCAUCGAGCUGAGCAACGAGAGCCAGCCCACCCUGCAGCUGGUGCUGCCCACCUACGUCAGGCUGGAGAAGCUGUUCACGGCCAAGGCCAACGACGCGGGCACCGUCAGCAAGCUCUGCCACCUCUUCCUGGAGGCGCUCAAGGAGAACUUCAAGGUGCACCCGGCACACAAGGUGGCCAUGAUCCUGGACCCACAGCAGAAGCUGCGGCCCGUCCCACCCUACCAGCACGAGGAGAUCAUCGGCAAGGUGUGCGAGCUCAUCAACGAGGUCAAGGAGUCCUGGACCGAGGAGGCCGACUUCGAGCCCGCCGCCAAGAAGCCCCGCUCCGCCCCCGGCGAGAACCCCGCCGCCCAGGAGGACAACCGGCUUGGGAAGAACGAAGUGUACGAUUACCUGCAGGAGCCCCUCUUCCAGGCCACCCCGGAUCUCUUCCAGUACUGGUCGUGCGUGACCCAAAAGCACACAAAACUCGCCAAGCUCGCCUUCUGGCUCCUCGCGGUGCCGGCCGUGGGGGCCAGGAGCGGGUGUGUAAAUAUGUGUGAACAAGCACUUCUCAUCAAAAGGAGGCGACUGCUCAGUCCAGAAGAUAUGAACAAACUCAUGUUUCUGAAAUCCAACAUGCUUUAAGACUUCCAGAUGAAAAGAAA
Messenger RNA from Balaenoptera acutorostrata (minke whale), 2977 nucleotides. It is a transcript of the gene ZNF618, whose product is annotated as zinc finger protein 618. The record is from RefSeq and is a predicted model, not a curated record. NCBI's taxonomy places the organism in Eukaryota, Metazoa, Chordata, Mammalia, Artiodactyla, Balaenopteridae. The transcript is spliced from 16 exons. Bases 84 to 2957 code for a protein of 957 amino acids.